Diospyros lotus (date-plum) is the source of this 1797-nucleotide messenger RNA. RefSeq names its product anthocyanidin 3-O-glucosyltransferase 2-like. NCBI's taxonomy places the organism in Eukaryota, Viridiplantae, Streptophyta, Magnoliopsida, Ericales, Ebenaceae. Gene Ontology annotation, molecular function: UDP-glycosyltransferase activity. The transcript is spliced from 2 exons. Bases 116 to 1579 code for a protein of 487 amino acids. The record is from RefSeq and is a predicted model, not a curated record.
AGGUCCCCCCCCCUCCCCCCCUCUCUCUCUCUCCAGUUGCGUCUCCUCAACUCGCUCGCUCUCUCUCUCUCUCUCUCCUUGCCGCCUCAUUUGGUAUUGGUAGAAAGAUUGAAGAAUGAAGAAGGUAGAGCUGGUCUUCGUCCCUGCACCGGGGGUUGGCCACGUCGUAUCGACGGUGGAGAUCGCUAAGCUUCUCACUGCUCGAGAUCAACGACUCUCCAUCACUAUUCUCAUCAUCAAGCUCCCUUUCGACUCCAAGAUCACUUCCUUCGUCGAAUUGCUCUCCGACCAAUCCUGCGAUCGCAUCCGCUUCCUUCAACUGCCCCAUACCGACGCCGCCAGGGAGCUCCUCUCCAGAUCCGACGGCCGCGGCAACCCAGCCGAAUUCAUCCACUGGCACAAAUCACCGGUGAGAGAUGUUGUUUCCGAGAUGAUCUCUUCAGGCUCCGAUUCCUCAACACUCGCCGGUUUGGUUGUCGACAUGUUCUGCACGCCGAUGGUUGAGGUCGCGAAGGAGUUCGCUAUUCCGGCGUACGUCUUCUUCACGUCCAGCGCCGGCAUGCUCGGGAUGCUGUUCCAUCUGCAGAGCCUCCACGACGAGCACGGAAUCGACACAACGGAGUUCAGACCGGAUUCCGAUGAGGUGUUGGAGGUGCCGACGUUUGCGAAGGCCUUUCAGGUAAAGUGCAUGCCGUCGAGGCUGUUGGACAAGGACAGUGGGGCCAAGAUGUUCUACGGCGUCGCCAGGACGUUUAGAGAAGUCAGGGGAAUCAUCAUUAAUACGUUCAUGGAGCUGGAGACUCAUGCCGUUAAAGCCCUCGCUGACGACGCUAGCUUACCGGAGAUCUACGCCGUCGGACCGGUUCUAAACCUCAAGACGGAGCCGGAUAACGACGACCAAGUCAAAUCCAUCCUGGGCUGGCUGGACAACCAGCCGUCGUCGUCCGUCGUGUUCCUCUGCUUCGGCAGCAUGGGUGUCUUCCGGGAUGAGCAGGUGCUGGAGAUAGCUCACGCUCUGGAACGCAGCGGCCACCGCUUUCUCUGGUCCCUCAGGCGGCCGCCCCCUCCAAACCACCGGGGGAAGUUCCCGGCCGACUACGACAACCCACAAGAAGUCCUGCCGGAGGGCUUCCUGGAGCGCACGGCGGCGACCGGCAAAGUCAUCGGAUGGGCGCCGCAGGUGGCGGUGCUGUCCCACCCGGCUGUGGGCGCCUUCGUUUCCCACUGCGGCUGGAACUCCACACUGGAGAGCAUAUGGUGCGGCGUCCCAAUGGCGGCGUGGCCGCUCUACGCCGAGCAGCAAUUGAACGCGUUUCAGCUGGUGGAGGAGCUGGGAUUGGCGGUGGAGGUAAAGAUGGAUUACCGGAAGGAGAGCGAUGCAGUGGUGAAGGCGGCGGUGAUAGAGGGGGCGAUACGGCGGCUGAUGGAUGGAGAGAAAAGCGGCGAGAUCAUGAGGGAAAAGCUGGCAGAGAUGAAGGAGAAGAGCCGCAAAGCUGUUAUGGAAGGUGGGACUUCUUACAAUUCCAUGGCCCGAUUGAUAGAUGAUUUGGUCAGCAACACUAGUAAUGGUUCUUCAUGAGAGAGAGAGAGAGAGAGAGAGAGAGAGAUGGCUUUCAGUUUCCAUUAUUGCUUUUUUAAUUUGUCUGUUUGGGCCGGACCUGUGUGAGAGGUUCUCAUUAUCCUUGUUGGAUAAUGCUACAUGGCCAAUUUGGCCGACAAUGCGAUUGACAAUCUGAUAUAGUCGCGAGAUUUUAAUCAAAUUAUCGUGAGAAAUUGAAGGUCAAUUCUCUGCCCAAA